GUCAGAGAAAGCCUUGACAUUGUCGAAUAUUACGCAUAUUUUAUAACAAUAUGGAGUAUAUUGUUUUAUGACGUUACUGAACCAAGACAAAACAAGAAAACAAGUGAAAACACAAAUCCAAGCAAUAAGAAAAAUCCAAUGAUUCAUGACUUAGGAAUAGCUACUAUUGAGGUGGCUGUCUCCAGAACAAAUCUCCAGUAAGAUAGUUUUUGCAGGUCAACCGAAUGACUUGUUUAUUGAUCCAUCUUUUGUCAAUCAGGCUCAUGGGAAUAUGUAGAGAUAGAGAAUUCUAUUCCCUUCCAAAUGCACACAACUAUUCACCACUUCUUAUUCCAUUCCCAAUUCUUUUCAUAUUUGCCAACAAUUUUCCCAUGACAAGGAAAUGAG
Schizosaccharomyces cryophilus OY26 is the source of this 387-nucleotide messenger RNA. RefSeq lists its product as uncharacterized. The annotation marks the transcript as partial. The transcript has a single exon. Lineage: Eukaryota; Fungi; Ascomycota; Schizosaccharomycetes; Schizosaccharomycetales; Schizosaccharomycetaceae. The record is from RefSeq and is a predicted model, not a curated record.